CACGCCGAACCGUAGGCGAGGGGACAGACGCCCUGUCCCUGCGCGGUGGGAGGUGGCGAUUACUGCGGAAAGUGUCACAGAGGCACCGUCGGGCGCGGGAUCACCAGCGACCGAUGAACUCUUAUCAAAACACAGGCGCACGUCUCGGCUAUCACUUUCUCUUAGGGAGCCCCAGAGCGUAAAAGUUGGCAGUGGGGCGUGCGUAGAGAUUUACACUGACUGGGCUAACCACUACCUAGCAAAAUCUGGCCACAAGCGGUUAAUCAAGGAUUUGCAACAGGACAUUGCAGAUGGAGUUCUGCUAGCAGAAAUCAUCCAGAUCAUCGCAAAUGAAAAGGUGGAAGAUAUCAAUGGCUGUCCCCGGAGCCAGUCUCAAAUGAUUGAGAAUGUUGAUGUCUGCCUUAGCUUUCUGGCAGCCAGAGGCGUAAAUGUCCAAGGUCUUUCUGCGGAAGAAAUAAGGAAUGGAAAUUUGAAAGCCAUUUUAGGGCUGUUUUUCAGUUUGUCUCGGUACAAACAGCAGCAACAUCAUCAGCAACAAUACUACCAGUCGUUGGUGGAGCUACAACAGCAAGUCCCUUCACCUCCAGCUGAAAUCAGCCAGUCCAAAACACACCAAGAUAUGCAGUCGAGUCUCACAGCCAGAUAUGCAACUCAGUCUAAUCACAGUGGAAUUGCAACCAGUCAAAAAAAGACUUCUAGGCUUCCAGGACCCUCAAGGGUGCCAGCUGCAGGCAGCAGUACCAAAGUCCAGGGAGCCUCUAAUUUAAAUCGGAGAAGCCAGAGCUUUAACAGCAUUGACAAAAACAAGCCUCCACAAUAUGCAAAUGGAAAUGAAAAAGAUUCACCAAAAGGCCCUCACCCAUCUGCAGGCAUGAAUGGAAAUGUGCAGCAUCCCACCAGCACUGGGCAGCAGCAGGUCUCUGCUAUACCCUCUCCAAGUGCCAGCAAGCCUUGGCGCAGCAAAUCCAUGAAUGUCAAACACAGCGCGACCUCUACCAUGCUGUCCGUGAAGCAGCCUAGUCCCGCAACCUCCCCUACUCCAUCUUCAGACAGGCUUAAGCCGCCCCCUUCUGAAGGUAUGAAGCCCCCUUCAUCUGGACAAAAAUCUAUGCUGGAAAAAUUCAAACUGGUUAACGCUAGGACUGCUCUGAGACCUCCUUUGUCGCUGAGCUCAGGACCCAGUGACAGUGGGAGAGAGGAUGAUACAUUUUCAGAGUGCGGUGAAAUGGAUGUCUUAAGCAGUGGGGUGAACAGCGGUGGGUCCACAAGUAGCAGUCCUAAAGUAUCACCGAAGUUAACCCCUCCGAAAGCUGGAAGCAAAAAUCUCAGCAAUAAAAAGUCUUUGCUACAGCCAAAGGACAAAGAGGAAAAGAACAGGGAGAAAAACAAAGUUUGCACUGAGAAAACAGUCAAGGAAGAGAAGGACCAGGUCACUGAAACAUCUACAAAGAAGAGCUCAAAAAUCGCAAGCUUAAUCCCAAAGGGAAGCAAGACGACAGCAGCCAAGAAGGAAAGUUUAAUACCGUCUUCUAGUGGGAUCCCAAAACCUGGAUCGAAGGUGCCAACAGCAAAGCAGAGCACUUCAUCCGCAUGCACGGGAAGUAAGGAUGUUGAAAAAGUGAGGACUGCAAAAGGAAACCAGGCGCAAUCAACACCAAAAUCUCAACUCAGUGAGAAGGCUUCUCCUUCCUCUGGUCUUGCUUCUUCUGAAGGGAAAGAACCAAGCGGAGCUCUCACCCCGGGAUCCUCCGUGGCUCUGUCGGCCUCGAUGGCUGCAAGCAGCGGCCAAGGCACAGGAAAUGGUGUCGUCCAGCUUCCUCAGCAACAGCAAUACAGUCACCCCAACACUGCCACAGUAGCUCCUUUCAUUUAUAGAACUCUCUCAGAAAAUGACAGUACCUCUUUACCACCUGCUGACUCCUGCACCAGUCCUACUAAAAUGGAUUUGUCAUUCAGUAAGACUGCCAAACAGUGCCUAGAGGAGAUAUCUGUUCUGUGUCAGCCCAUCGAAAGUGAAGAGCCGCGCACCGGGAUCAGUCAUGAUCCGGUGAGAGGAGGGAGGAAAGCCCGAGACAGCACUUGUGCCUACUUGGGAUUUCAGAAGGCAGCAGCUGUAGACAGAGAUGCAGGCCCACCGCUCCGAUGA
Tauraco erythrolophus (red-crested turaco) is the source of this 2146-nucleotide messenger RNA. The record is from RefSeq and is a predicted model, not a curated record. Lineage: Eukaryota; Metazoa; Chordata; Aves; Musophagiformes; Musophagidae.